Molecule: messenger RNA, 4454 nt
Organism: Nycticebus coucang (slow loris)
Lineage: Eukaryota; Metazoa; Chordata; Mammalia; Primates; Lorisidae
Gene: TSHR
Product: thyroid stimulating hormone receptor
Exons: 10
Coding region: 52-2346 (764 amino acids)
Biological process (GO): G protein-coupled receptor signaling pathway
Cellular component (GO): membrane
Molecular function (GO): thyroid-stimulating hormone receptor activity
Source: RefSeq, a predicted model, not a curated record
AGAAUGAGGGAGUGUGGAAGAUGAAGAAAUAGCCCUGGGGGCCGGUAGAAAAUGAGGCCGGAGUCCCUGCUGCUUCUGGGACUGCUGCUCGCCCUGCCCAGGAGCCUGGGGGGAAAGGGGUGUCCGUCUCCUUCCUGCGAGUGCCAUCAGGAGGAGGACUUCAGAGUCACCUGCAAGGAUCUCCACCGCAUCCCCAGCUUACCGCCCAGCACGCAGACCCUGAAACUUAUUGAGACUCAUCUGAAAACCAUUCCCAGCCAUGCCUUUUCAAAUCUUCCCAAUGUUUCCAGGAUCUACUUAUCUAUAGAUGCAACUCUGCAGCGGCUGGAAUCAUAUUCCUUCUACAAUUUGAGUAAAAUGACUCACAUAGAAAUUCGGAAUACCAGAAGCUUAACUUACAUAGAUUCUGAUGCCCUCAAAGAGCUCCCCCUCCUAAAGUUCCUUGGCAUUUUCAACACUGGACUUAGAAUAUUCCCUGACCUGACCAAAGUAUAUUCCACUGAUGUGUUCUUUAUACUUGAAAUCACAGACAACCCUUACAUGACCACAAUCCCUGUGAAUGCUUUUCAGGGACUGUGCAAUGAAACCUUGACACUAAAACUGUACAACAAUGGCUUUACUUCGAUUCAAGGACUUGCUUUCAAUGGGACAAAGCUGGAUGCUGUGUAUCUAAACAAGAAUAAGUACUUGACAGUUAUUGACAAAGAUGCCUUUGGAGGAGUACACAGUGGACCAACCUUGCUGGAUGUGUCUUACACCAGUGUCACUGCCCUGCCAUCCAAAGGCCUGGAGCACCUGAAGGAACUGAUAGCAAAGAACACCUGGACUCUUAAGAAACUUCCACUUUCCUUGAGUUUCCUUCACCUCACACGAGCUGACCUUUCUUAUCCAAGCCACUGCUGUGCUUUUAAGAAUCAGAAGAAAAUCAGAGGAAUCCUUGAAUCCUUAAUAUGUAAUGAGAGCAGUAUCCGAAGCUUGCGUCAGAGAAAAUCUGUGAAUGUGUUGAAUGGCCCCUUCUACCAGGAGUAUGAGGAGAAUCUGGGCGACAGCAGUGUUGGGUACAAGGAAAGGUCCAAGUUCCAGGAUGCCAGUGAAAACUCUCAUUAUUAUGUCUUCUUUGAAGAGCAAGAGGAUGAGAUCAUUGGUUUUGGCCAGGAGCUCAAAAACCCCCAGGAAGAGACCCUACAGGCCUUUGACAGCCAUUAUGACUACAUCGUUUGUGGGGACAGUGAAGACAUGGUGUGUACCCCCAAGUCAGACGAGUUCAACCCCUGCGAAGACAUAAUGGGCUAUAAGUUCCUGAGAAUUGUGGUGUGGUUUGUGAGUCUGCUGGCUCUGCUGGGCAAUGUCUUUGUCAUGGUUAUCCUCCUCACCAGCCACUACAAACUGACUGUCCCACGCUUCCUCAUGUGCAACCUGGCCUUUGCAGAUUUCUGCAUGGGCAUAUACCUGAUCCUCAUCGCCUCUGUAGACCUGUACACGCACUCUGAGUACUACAACCAUGCUAUUGACUGGCAGACAGGCCCUGGGUGCAACACAGCUGGCUUCUUCACAGUCUUUGCCAGCGAGUUGUCCGUGUACACACUGACAGUCAUCACCCUGGAGCGCUGGUACGCCAUCACCUUCGCCAUGCGCCUGGACCGGAAGAUCCGCCUCUGGCACGCAUAUGCUGUGAUGAGUGGAGGCUGGGUCAGCUGUUUCCUCCUCGCUCUGCUCCCUUUGGUAGGAAUAAGUAGCUAUGCCAAGGUCAGCAUCUGCCUGCCCAUGGACACCGAGACCCCUCUUGCCCUGGCAUACAUUGUCUUUGUUCUGUUGCUCAACAUAGUGGCCUUUGUCAUCGUCUGCUCCUGUUAUGUAAAGAUCUACUUCACGGUCCGAAACCCCCAGUACAACCCAGGAGAGAAAGAUACCAAAAUUGCCAAAAGGAUGGCCGUGCUCAUCUUCACUGACUUCAUGUGCAUGGCCCCAAUCUCGUUCUUCACUCUGUCAGCACUUAUGAACAAGCCUCUCAUCACCGUUACCAACUCCAAAAUCUUGCUGGUUCUCUUCUACCCACUUAACUCCUGUGCCAACCCAUUCCUCUAUGCCAUUUUCACCAAGGCCUUCCAGAGGGAUGUAUUCAUCCUACUCAGCAAGUUUGGUAUCUGUAAACGCCAGGCUCAGGCAUACCGGGGCCAGAGAGUUUCUCUAAAGAACAGCACAGGUAUUCAGGUUCAAAAGGUCACCCAGGACAUGAGGCAGAGUCUCCCCAACAUGCAAGAUGUCUAUGAACUACUUGAAAAGUCCCAUAUAACCUCAAAUAAGCGGGGCCAAAUCUCAGAGGAGUAUAAGCAAACAGUUUUAUAAGUUGACCCUAUACUCCUCACAAUGGUAGGAGGACUUAUGGAUAGUUUCUUGAACACAUGUUCUGAUUCCAUGAUACACCUAACACACAGCUGCCCUAACCCUCAUGCAGGUAAUGUUUCAUGGGGCAAGAAUUUAUCUCUAGAGAGUGACUAGCAUUAACUUAAUCAUUGCCUCCAAGGAGGAAGAGAAGCUACCAGCAUAUCUGAAUCCCAGGUGAUACCGUAAUGUAGUAGGACCUCUGUAAGUUGAUCACCCAGGAGACUGUAACAAACUGGCCAAUACGUGGAGGUGGUCAACAUAAGGAAGUAGGCCUGCUGUACUGACACGGAUACGUGGUACACGUUCAGUCUAUGAAAAUUAGGUCAUUAUAGGGAGGUGGUCAGCUGUGGGGGUUCUACUGUACUCUCUGGAAGACUUGCUGGAUGCUAAGUUCAGAAGUGACAUUGUAUAAGAUCCUCAGCAAAUAUCAACUGAACUGUGUCAACAUGGAGCUUCUCACUCUUAUAGAGCGCUUCCUACUAAAGAUUUAGCAAACAGCAAAUGCUAUUAAUUUGGCUGGUGACCACAACAUAAAAUCAGCCCCUCAGCCCUGUUGACUCAGUUCAACUUGAUGUCCCCUAAUGCAACCAAAGAGAGUUUGAGGUCCUUAAAACGAGAAAGCUGAACACAGCUAGAGGUCACCCAAGGAGACUAUUAUGGGACAUGAAGGAGGAGAAAGGUUUAGUUCUGAGUAGCAUUUUUCAGACUCUGAAACUAUUAAUCAUCUCUUCACACGAAUCUACCCAAUGUGACCUAGCUUUUAUGUGUUGCCCGGAAAAAUUUCCCCUUAUGUGGCCUAGAAAACUAAACGUUGCUCUCCUUGGCAUAAAGAUGUGAACUCUAAAUAGUAUUUCUAAUUGUACAAUAGUAUUUCUAAGCAACAAGUGGGAAUUAUGGGGAGAGAACAUUUAAUCACCUAUUGAUUAAUACAACAGGGUGAACAUCAGUUAACUUUGGAACUUUGGAAAUCACUGAGCCUGAAAAAGCUAUAGAAAUAAAGGAGGAUCAAUGGUCUCCUCCAAUUUUAAAACUGUAGAUAUAUCCUUUGCCUCAAAACAUACCUCUAUGAGAAAGAGAAGAAUACUAAGUGGAAUCUGGUUUCCUCCUCUGUAGUGCUGCCGUCUCCUCUUUGGAUCUUAGACCCAAGAAAUUUUUCCUUUGUUUCAUUUUUUGGCUCUAAUGUCGGAAUCAAAAAAUCCUAUUGAGUGACCAUAUUGUGUUGGAUCUGAAUCACUCAUCUAAUUACUAUGUCUACGCAGCUAAAACAGGCCAAAACCAAAUCAGUAUCUAUACAAUACAUGACAGUUGUACAAGUUUUGGUUAUGUAAAGUUACUAGUUCAUCCUCAACUUCAGCACGAUACAAUUCAUCCAUGUAACAAAAAAAAUCACUUGUACUGCCUAAGUCUAUUGAAAUAAAAAAUGUGGAACACUUAAAAAAGUUACUACUUUAAGAGCCACUUCAAAACAUUUCACUUUCUUCAGGGAUUGAUUUCUUUAGGUAGCCAUUUCCCACCCACCAUAUGAUACUAAACCUAUCAGGAAACUUUUCUCUUCUGAAGCUGCCAGCUCCUUUCGCCCCUAUUGAUCUCUGGCCAUAAAACACGUAUUCUGCAACAGUACAUCCUUCCUUGAAAUAGAACGUUUAUCUACAAAUGUACUCUCCAGGUUACCUGUCACAACAGCCCCUUAAUUUCCUGCUAGAAAAGAGCUGCCAAGCAGAGAUGACAUUGGCUACACACCAUGAAACAAAGCCCUCUGUUGUUUUAAGUCUGUUGGGGGGGGGGGGUUAAUGGGUCCCUAGAGACGACUCCCACCGGACUCACCAGGACUCUCCCCACAUCUGCUCCCAUUCUUGAUGAUCACUGAGACUUGGGUAUCUUAAUAGAAAUAUUACAAACACCUAAAAUCCCGACUUACCUAGAAAUCCACUUGUGACUAAUGAAAUUGAACAAAUGUGUUACCAUUUGCCAUGUGUUUCUCUCCUAUAACAUUUUGAAAUAUAUCUUGUCAAAUGUGUUCUACAUUAAUAGCUGAACUAAUGUUUUGGAAACAGUCCUACAAAUGUGAC